GAUCUAAUAAGAAUGAAUUGCCUAAUAAGAAUAAAAAUAACAAAUCACCUAAUAAAGAUAAAAAUAAUGAAUUGCUUAAUAAGAAUAGAAAUGAUGAAUUGUCUAAUAAGAAUAAAAAUAAUAAACUAUCUAAUAAGAAUAGAAAUUAUUUAUCUGAGACGUCUAAUGAGAAAGAGAAUAAUGAAUUACUUAAUAAGAAAAAGAAUAAUAAUUAUUUAUAA
Funneliformis caledonium is the source of this 221-nucleotide messenger RNA. The record is from the annotation of a GenBank genome assembly. Lineage: Eukaryota; Fungi; Glomeromycota; Glomeromycetes; Glomerales; Glomeraceae.